GAUCCCAGGGAAACAUACGUCACAGCGACGGCAGAACGAGGCGAGGAAGGUUCUGGUGUGUGGUUGCCUGUAAAAAGGAAAGCAAAAUAAAUGUCGUACACUAAGUUCGUAGCAGCGCUUGUUAGGGCGAACCCGGGACAUGUGAGGAAUGUACGCAUAUCACCGGGAAGAUGUCGAUCAACAGUGGCAUCCACCAAGAGCAAAGAGGAGAAACAUCAACAGAUCGAUGGCUGCAGCGUGGUGGAAGCCGAGCCCGUGGAACUCAUCAGCCAGGGAACAACUGCUAAAAAGACACAGUUAAAUAAAAUCAGCAUCGACUUCGACAACACACAGGAAGCAUACAGAAGCAAAGAUAACAUUGAACUGCUUCGAAGUAUGCUGGUUUUCAAGCUCUGCACCAUUGAUGUCCUUGUUGAAAAGAACAAAGAGUUGAUGGACCUGAGUAAGAAGGUGUUUGGUCAGUGGAUGUUUGAGAAGAUGAUGAAGUUGACCUUCUAUGGUCAGUUUGUGGCAGGGGAAGACCACAACUCCAUCAAACCUUUAAUCAGGAAGAACCAGGCUUUUGGUGUUGGUGCAGUUUUGGACUAUAGUGUUGAAGAGGACUUGACACAAGAGGAGGCAGAAAAGAAGGAAAUGGAUUCAUGUGUUUCUGAAGCAGAGAAAGAGAGUCCAGGAGCGGAUCGUCGUGACGAGAAAUACAAAGCCCAUCGUCAGUUUGGGGACAGGCGUGGAGGGGUCACUAGUGCCCGUACCUACUUCUAUGCAGAUGAAUCCAAAUGUGACAACCAAAUGGAGACAUUCAUUAACUGCAUUAAAGCCUCCGGAGGAGCAUCAUCAGAUGGAUUUUCUGCCAUCAAAAUGACUGCUCUUGGACGGCCACAGUUCCUUCUUCAGUUUUCAGAAGUCCUGGUUAAAUGGAGGCAAUUCUUUAGAAUCCUCGCAGCGCAACAAGGAAAAUCUGACAUGAAGGUGUUGGAACAGAAGCUGGAGCUGGAACAACUCAAGGAAGGUUUGGCUAAGAUGGGUGUUGGAGCCAAGGACGAAAUAGAGAACUGGAUAUCUGGAGAGAAGCUGGGUUUGUCAGGAACUUUGGAUCUGUUGGACUGGAACAGCUUGAUAAACGAUACAACAGCAAUCUCAAAUCUGCUUAUGGUGCCAAACCUUGAGACGGGCCAGCUGGAACCUUUGAUGAAAAAGUUUACAGCCGAGGAGGAGAGGCAGAUGAAGAGAAUGCUACAGAGAGUGGAUGUCCUGGCAAAGCAUGCCAUUGAGAAUGGGGUCAGGCUGAUGGUGGACGCCGAGCAGACAUACUUCCAACCCGCUAUUAGUCGCCUGACGCUGGAAAUGCAGAGGAAAUUCAACAGAGAGAAGCCCAUCAUUUUCAACACUUACCAGUGUUACCUCAAGGACGCCUAUGACAAUGUGACUGUAGAUGUCGAGCUUUCCCGACGGGAGGGAUGGUACUUUGGGGCCAAACUGGUCCGUGGAGCCUACAUGUACCAAGAGAGAGACCGGGCCAAAGAGAUCGGCUACGAAGACCCAAUAAACCCCGACUAUGAGGCCACCAACAGGAUGUAUCACAAGUGUUUGGAGUACAUGCUGGAGGAGAUUGAUCACAGCAGGAAAGCAAACAUCAUGGUGGCUACUCACAACGAGGACACGGUGAAAUACACCCUUGAAAAAAUGAAUGAGAUGAACCUAUCCCCCGCCGAGAACAAGGUUUAUUUUGGACAGCUGCUCGGCAUGUGUGACCAGAUUAGCUUCCCGCUAGGUCAAGCAGGUUUCCCGGUCUACAAGUACGUCCCAUACGGCCCCGUCAACGAGGUCAUCCCGUAUCUGUCGCGCCGCGCUCAGGAAAACAGAGGCUUCAUGAAGGGAUCGCAGAGAGAGCGCACCCUGCUGUGGAUCGAGCUGAAACGCAGAGUUCUGGCUGGACAGAUUUUUUACAAACCUGUCUACUGAGUCACUGGAACACAACAUACUACCUGCAGGAUGUCUGUCAGCAUUCCACCAGCUAACUGCGCUUUAUAAAGGAAGAUUAAUGUCCUUCCUUGGUUGGUUAGGUAACACAGUACGGAGGACGGUAUUGCAGUUUUACUGAGAUUUAGUUUGCGAUAGAGAUUAUUUUUGAAACAGACGUGUUCAAAUUUUGAGAUAUUGAUGAGAUACAUGUGCUGCUAUAUUUAGAAGUAAUGAUUUAUUUUUGUCUCUAAAUCAGAAUUUGUAUAUUAAACCAGGGUAACUCUGAGUCAACUCAAAAUUGUGUGUAUGCAUAGCAGAGGAGGUUAAGUUGUAUUUAGAUAAACAUGUCCUUUGAUUUUUUAAUAGUAAAAGUUUGAUGUCAGUCAGUGACUAUACAACUUGUACACUUCUCUGAGGGGAUUGUAAAUACGGAGCACGUUUCAUUUAUCUUGCUGUAUGUCAUUAUUUAACAAAGACUAAGUUUCUUAUUGUAAACUGUUUCCUUUUAUCUGCUGCGGAUAUCUGGAAAUGAUCUACCUACCGAUGACGUUACUGUAUCUAACCUUCAUUCGCCUACAACAAAACAAACCCUUUUCUCUGUCUACUGAGCGGUGAUUCAAGAGUUACUGUCAUGAUUUCAUAUUUGUCUGAAGUCAACAGCGGCAGAGGUUCAAAGCAGAAAACUAUAAAUGUAUGUGCUCUUAAAAAAAGCCUUAUUUUGAAAGAAAGAUGCACCCAAACUGUCUGCAAUGUGGCAUUCUGUGCAUUGGAGGAGAAACUGCCUGUAUGUAUGUUUGUUUGUUUUGGUUGUAAUAUCAAAAGGAAUGGCAAAUGUAUCUGGGUUUUGGUUGACUGAAUAUCCUAUUUUAAACUGCUGUUUUUAUGACUAUAAAUGAAUACUUUAAAUUGUCUUUAUACAUUUAGGUAAAACUAUAAAAUUGAAAACUGAAUCGAAGUUGACCCUUUUGUAAAAUAUACAAAGUAUUUUUAGACUUGGCAAAAGCUGUUUAAUGUCUUUAAUAAAGUUGGUGUUGCAUGUGAA
This is a messenger RNA of Eleginops maclovinus (Patagonian blennie), 3004 nucleotides long. It is a transcript of the gene prodha, whose product is annotated as proline dehydrogenase (oxidase) 1a. NCBI's taxonomy places the organism in Eukaryota, Metazoa, Chordata, Actinopteri, Perciformes, Eleginopidae. The record is from RefSeq and is a predicted model, not a curated record. The coding region runs from base 91 to 1962 and encodes 623 amino acids. Gene Ontology annotation, cellular component: mitochondrion. The transcript is spliced from 14 exons. Gene Ontology annotation, molecular function: FAD binding; proline dehydrogenase activity.